CUGGUGGACUGUGCAGGCGGACUGUAGCUGUCAGAGAGACGCCACAUCCCAGAAACAGACAAGAAGAAGAAGAACAUCAUCGUCACUCAUUUAGCAGCAGCAGAGGAGACUGUAAAAUGUAAGAUUGUUUUUUUCUUCUGAUGAUUGAAUAUUGAUUUUAAGUUGAUUAUCGUGACUUUACUUUGAUUAAAAGCCAUCAGUAGUUUCUGACUGAAAAAAGAGGGAAGUUUCAGAGACAGGAAAUAACUGGACUGGAUUGUGUAACUCUUCUGAGUCACUCUGCUGUGUGAAGGGAGGAGAGUGCUUUGUGGGAAACCACCUGGCAUGUGACCAGGGGGAAGAAGCUUUGCAAGCUGAGCUUUUUGCUGGACAUCGCUGGACUUUCAAUCAUUACUACAGCAUGUGUAAGAAAAACCGGCUGGCCUGCAGCACCACACUCUUCAACCCAAACCGCAGACGGAUUUUUGCAAACCAAAUUUGGAGUUUUCAUCUCCUGCUGAGGGAAGGAGGAUGUUACCAGCUCUUGUUCUGCUUAAGACAAAUUAAGAAAAAUGCCCAGUUCUAUUAUAAUCCAAAUUAUUGAAGCUGUCAAGUGAGGUUAAGGAUUGAGAUCCCAGAAGCAGCCACUAGUAAAGAAUACUGGCCUUGGAUGUGCAGCAGCUGAUGAUGAUGAUUAAAGGAGAGGGUCCCCAUUAACCAGAGCUCCAGUCUGGACCAGCAGGACUAAGAGGUCUUUCCCAUACAGGAGGAACAGGAGGAACUGUGAACCAAUCGGGAGGGAGAGCAGCUUGAAGGGCACGAGGAGGCUGAUAUCACCAGAUUUACAUUCACUGGUGUUCCUGUGAAGAAUUCACAAUGAUGAAGAGAAAACUUCGAUCCUCACUCCGUCAUCAGAGCCAAACUGAGGACAGCAGAGAGGAAACAAACAGCUCAGCUAAACAGAUGAGAACGGACACUGAUGGAGAGGACUAUUCUUCAGAUUCUUCUGAAACUGAAGACAGUGAUGAUGAACUUUGGAACAAACAUUCGUCAGAUUCUGGAUCUGAAACUGAAGACAGUGAUGAUGAACUUUGGAACAAGCAUUCAUCAGAUUCUGGAUCUGAAACUGAAGACAGUGACAGUAAUUGGGAGGAGACCAGAGCACCUAGGUCAGGUGGAAAAAGUGGUGUGGGACGUAACUUGAAUAAAGAAUCCUUUGGAGUAAAGCAAAACGGUAACUCACAGACAAAAGGAGAGGAAUCACUUGCCUGUAAUGAAUGUGGUAAAACCUUUAUAAAUGAGUAUCGUUUAAAGGUGCACCUGUCAGCUCACAGAGGAGAAAAACAAUUUUGCUGCAAUAUUUGUGGUGCAAGAUUUAGUCAGAAGACCACUCUGAGGAGACACAUGAUAGACCACACAGGAGAAAGACCAUUUGGCUGUGAUGUUUGUGGUCACAGAUUUUGCCAAAAAGGAGAGCUGAAGGGACACAUGACAAUUCACACAGGAGCGAAACCAUUCGGUUGCGAUACGUGCGGUAGAAAAUUCAGACGUAACCAAGAUCUUACUGCACACAUGAGAGGCCACACGGGAGAAAGACCAUUUGGAUGUGGCGAUUGUGGCGCAAGAUUUACACGACAAGGAUCUCUAAACAGACACAUGACAAUCCACUCGGGAGCAAAGCCAUUUCGUUGUGCUGAUUGCAGUACAAGAUUUAGUCGAAAGUCGCAUCUUAUGAACCACAGGAAGACUCACUCAAAAAAGAAAAGAGUCGUUGAAGGAGAGAGACCAUUUAGUUGUGAUGAUUGCGGUCAAAGGUUUAAGGAGAAGUCUCAUUGUGACAGACACAUGAGAAUGCACACAGGAGAGAAACCAUUUCAAUGUGAUGAUUGUGGUAAAAAAUUUACACGACCGCAAAAUCUAAAUAGGCACAUGCAGACAAUGCACAAAAAACAAACUGCAUAGUUGCAUGACUUGUUGUGAACAAUUGGAGGUAUAUUGUGAAGAACCACAGCUCUGACAGCCCACUGCAGUAACUCUACUGGGGACUUUACAUCAUCCUUGCUGUCUGAUUUACCUGCAUGCCACAGGAACUCUGCUACUUUCUCUCUCUAAAAUGGGUGAUAUCAGUGUACUUAUAGUAUUCCUGCUUGUGCCUAUAUACACUUUUAUGAUGUAUUUCGAGGCUGUGGAUGAUGAGUACUUGCUGUGACUGAAGCAAAUGUGAAUCCCAAUAAAUAAGCAAUAAAGAAUUUUUGAAAAGUGUUUUUUAAGUCUCUAAACUGUUCAUAUGGCGUCUACCAACUGUCUGUUGUAGAGAAUAUAAGUGCAACCUGAAAAAUAAAUCAAGCCUGUUCAAGCAA
Stegastes partitus (bicolor damselfish) is the source of this 2339-nucleotide messenger RNA. Its product is annotated as gastrula zinc finger protein XlCGF8.2DB-like. NCBI's taxonomy places the organism in Eukaryota, Metazoa, Chordata, Actinopteri, Pomacentridae. Gene Ontology annotation, biological process: regulation of gene expression. The record is from RefSeq and is a predicted model, not a curated record. Bases 856 to 1941 code for a protein of 361 amino acids. The transcript has 2 exons. Gene Ontology annotation, cellular component: nucleus.